Molecule: messenger RNA, 1308 nt
Organism: Alternaria conjuncta
Lineage: Eukaryota; Fungi; Ascomycota; Dothideomycetes; Pleosporales; Pleosporaceae
Exons: 1
Coding region: 1-1308 (435 amino acids)
Source: RefSeq, a predicted model, not a curated record
AUGGUAUCCAAUUCGACUCAGCCCUUCCGCUUCAUGGACUUACCCGGAGAACUGCGCAAUCAAGUCUACACCCUGUUGCUAUGUUCGUUCGGAUCUCCAGUCGAACAGACUUGGGAAAAUUACCCAUUGCCUAUUGAAUCUGCUGGCCACUGCGCAGACACAGCCAUCCUCCUCACCAGUCGUCAAGUCCAUCUUGAAGCCUACGACGUCAUGGUGAAGGCGAAUCGUUUCGUCGUUGUCCGCGCAUUCCCGCCUUUACCGCUCAUGGAAGUCCUCCAGGUGGGUGACGUAACGGUCAUCACCCUCAAUGAUCUGCAUAUCUCUCAGUUCAAAGGCCACAUGCUCGCAGUCACAUUAUCAACGUCAACGCCUUCGCAUGAGCCGCCAAUGAGUGUUAUGCUCCUCGCCAGAGACAUGGAACCUUUCUGUGCGACCAUCAAUCGAAUCGGUUUUGACACGACUCUCAUAAUCGAUGUGGACGUCGCGCCUCUGCUCGGCGAGCCCACUCCAGUCCACAAAGAUUCUUUCGACGCUUUUGUCUCGGAAGAAAUACAACUCAGCCUGCUCUCCCCAUUCAAGACCUGCAUGCGAGGCUUCAAAAAUGUCCAUGUACACGGUCGCGUGUCGUCCGAAAUUGCGACCGCAACGGCGGCAAACAUGUGCAAGGAUGAAUGGCCGGAGUCUGUUGAAGCUCUUCACCAAAUCCAAGGACUGAAAGAUCACGCUGAUGUGGAGUGGGACCACGGCUCUCGUAAGGAAGCAUCAGGGUUAUGGGAUGAGUGUUUGAUGGAGAUCGGCCGUAUGCGCGCAUCUUCGUCGUGGGGCAACCUCGUCUUGUUGGGAGGGGAUUCAUUCGUCGAUGCAAUGAUUGAGCUAAGGUACUCUUGCUGCCUGAGUCUUUGCUACGCUAUCAUAGCGAUGUUCAAGGACGAGAUGGAGAACGGCAAAACUGAAAGGAUUCUGGACACUCUCGACAUGAUCUUAAGGCGUACCAUGACUGCCACGGAAGAAUGCAUGGAGCCAAAUCUUUGGCAAGAAGGUCGCGAAUGGGAGCCCUCAGAUGCUCGAUUCGCUAAGCUAAUCUACCGACAAGCCAUAAUGAUUCUCCUAGGCGGCAAUAUUCGCAACGCGAGCCUCGCACUCGAUCUCAUCAGAGGCGCCCUCGAACUCUCGCCUCACGAUAGGGAUAUCAUGAAAGCACAUGAGGCCAUGCUCAGAUGGAGAGCUUCUGGCUGCAACUUCGAUGCCAAUGGGGAUUCGAUUCGCAUCCAUCUGUGUGAAAAUGGAGACAUUACAAUCGAUAUGUAA